AUGGGACCUUUAGUUGUUGUAUCGCCGGAGGUUGAGGAGGCAAGAAAACGUGCUAGCGUUUACUUCGCACCGUGCGUAGGUAUUCAGGCCACGCCAGCGAAACUGCCGUCGGGGAGAGGAGCGCCUACCGUAAUAGUGUGCGACCCGGUUUCAGAAGUAGACGGGACUUGUAUGGUGGUUGUGCGGCUUCAGCGCGAAUUCCAAGGGGCUGUAGAACCCAAGAAUUCUGUUUCAGGGUUCAUGGUUGUAGCGGAGUGGGUCGCUGUUUUCCCACCUUCGUAUCCGGCGGCUCCCUGCAGCUGGCGCUACGCCAAGGACGGUUGCGUACAAGGCAGCGAGCAUGAUAGCGGGGGUGGUGCCAACAGAUGCUGUGGGUUGCAGUCGUUUGUCUUAGAGGAAGCUAUAUCGAAACUCACUGCGCCAAAACUGUCACACAAUGGGGGUUGCAAUGAUACUGUUGAGAACGCUGCGGACUACUACGGCAAAUUGCGGUAUGGCUGCUCGCGACUCACAUCACUGAGGCCUGUGGAUGCCUCGGGUUCGUCGACAGAGGUAUCCAUGGACGCUGGGGCAGUGGGACGUGGUGUUGAGCAGGCGACUGGGUCAUUGUUUCUGUCUGGUUUCUCUUUUCUCUGCACUUGGUGGGGGGCCUUGGAACUGGACGAGAGUUGCUUAGUGCUUGAGCGUGACUGCGUGCACUCGGGAAGCACGACGGCAUUAUACGAGGAAAGUAAUGGUUGGUCACUGCGGGAUGAUUUUGUUGGGCAUUUUGAAGACUUCAUGGGGAGUAAUAUGGUUCUGAGGCCGAAGCGUCAGUUUGCCGCCGCAUUCAUGCCGAACGGCGGAAUCCUUUCAUGGGGACGCUCAGACCGAUCGGAAGCAAAAGGAAUUGAUGAUCGCUCUGCAUCUGCAUCUCUUGCAAAGGGAAGACCACAUCCCGAUGCGACGUCUUCAGGUGGCUUUUCGUCGUCUUCACCGCUUUUCAACCGCGGGUGUGGUAAUACAGAAUGUGGGGACGGUAUCGAUGGAAACACGAUUGGUUUGACAGGUGUGGCUGGUGUUUUUUCGCACGGACCCGAUAGCCAAUCGGUCCAGGGGCGGAUUUUUUUGACUAAUUCUGCACUUGACCUAUCUGUGGUGCCAAAGGGGGUAAGUAAAGAAAGGAGGAUGCUACUUCCUUCACUAUUAGCACCGGAAAAUAUACUGCAUACGAAAAAAUAUACGAUGAAUGAUGUGUGCCUGUAUGACGAUAAACCCCAUUCCGCCUUAUGCAAGAACGCUCAUAUAACACGUAACGCCAAAGCGCUUCGCGGGGUAUCGCUGACGUUUCGCACGUUGUCCCAUAUCGUGAAGGGAGCGCUGGUAGUGCAGACACCUCUGCUCUGUGCUCGAAAACUCCUCAUACCAGCUCUUGCUCAAUCCGUGGAGACGAUGCAGGCACAGCGGCAACCCUUUUGGGCGGGUGUAGUCGUCUGUUGUGUUGUACUUCCCUCCAUAUUAAGUGAGGAACCGGCGUUUCCAGACAUUGCAAAGCAUCUGAUUCAUCCGGUAGAGUGCUAUCGCUGUGUGUCUGUUGUUUCUCAUGUAUUCUUUAUCAUGGAUCAGCCUGUAAAGUUCCGUGAGGUAGAACUUGUCAUGAGCGCUAUUGAGACCGCCUAUUGUAAUGCUACCCUAAAUCAACAACUACACAUGGCCAGCAGGAGUUCACCAAUUAAUGCGUAUGGUGAUAGCGGUAGCGGAGGCCCUGGCACUGUUGGAGCGAAGGACAAGGACCUAAGCCCAGCUUUACUACCAACAGACACAUGUGCUAUUUGUGGUCUCUCGCUAUUACCGGGCGGGCAAGGACAUGGGAGUGGUGGAGCUGAAGGAGGCGCCACACCGCCUCCUUCAAGCAAGAGGAAUGGCUGCCUCAUUUUGCGUUGUAUUUACUGCGGUCAUGGGGGGCACAUGUCGCAUAUUAUGGCGUGGUGGAAUGACCAGAGUGUGCACCGUUGCCCCAGGGGAUGUAACUGUGUUUGUGUCUACUGA
Molecule: messenger RNA, 2028 nt
Organism: Trypanosoma brucei brucei TREU927
Lineage: Eukaryota; Euglenozoa; Kinetoplastea; Trypanosomatida; Trypanosomatidae
Exons: 1
Coding region: 1-2028 (675 amino acids)
Source: RefSeq, a predicted model, not a curated record